Bursaphelenchus okinawaensis is the source of this 1844-nucleotide messenger RNA. The record is from the annotation of a GenBank genome assembly. Lineage: Eukaryota; Metazoa; Nematoda; Chromadorea; Rhabditida; Aphelenchoididae.
AUGCUACCCUACUGGCUCUUCCUUAUCUACUACUUCUACGGUAUUCCAAUGAUUCUACUUUACAUUGCAAUAAUAUAUGUUCUCCUAAAGCACCGAGAAAUCUUCUCUUCAGUAUUCUACACUCUAGUAGCUGUCUUUGGUAUUCAACACAUUGUCUACUACAUUAUAUGUCAAUACACUCUACGUGGCCCAACCAACUUAUGGGCUUAUCAAAAGUUCUUCAGCAAUCUAGAAGGUUUCUCUGCUCGUCUACAUGCAUUCCUUCUAUUUCUACGCAUUUCCAUUGAACUGAAUGCUGUAUCGUGCACAAUAGUACUAGCAUUGAAUCGAUGUUCAUCAGUUUUGUAUCCGUUUAGUCAUGAAAGGGCAUGGCGAAAGCUUUUGCCAUUUUUGUUUGGAUUUUUUAUAUUGUUGCCGAUCGUUAUGUAUGGAUACAUCAAUUUGAAUAAAGGCAUAUUACUCUGUGCUCGACGUGGUGAUGAACUGUUUGGAUGUUUGUUAUCGUACGAUCAUUCUGUUACGUGGAAUGGAAAGGUAAGGUUUUUGAAAGUUGAAUAAAACAAUUUUUUUUAUUUUAAAAUAUGUAGUUUUUUAAUCAAAAUGUAAUAAAAAGACCUGACCUACAAUUUUCUUGUGUUCAAAUUACUUUGUUUUAAAUUAAUUUUAAAGCCAAAAUUGUAGUGUAUCAUAAAUUGCAAAAUUGAAGUCAUAGUAAUAAAAAAACAGUAAAUUUAAAAUAUUUUUCUAAUGAAAUAACUAACUUUUUUUAAAAAAUUAUAUUUAAAUUUUUUAAUUAUAGUAGAACUUUUGUAUAACGAAUGGCUUGAGGAUUUUAAAUUCACUUUUUAUGAAGGAGUUUUGAUGUGCAGGCAGGGCCGGGCGGUGCUUUUAGUCUGGUGACGCGGUCGAAAAAAAUUUUUCCAAAUAUCAACAGGGGGACCACGUUCAACUCUUUUCGAAAAUUUUUUUUUGUGGAGGGGGAUUACCCUCCUCCAGACCCCUUCCUCGCGUCCGGCCUGUAUGCGGGAGUUUUAAGUGCAAUGUUUAGUAUUGGCCGGGAAUUCAAAAGUUUCAUUAUAAUAAAAUUUCGUUAAAGAAGGGUUUGUCAUACAGGAGUCUUACUGCAUAUUGAUACUCUAUAGUACGUAAUGGAAAUUAUACACUAUAAACACUACAACAUACAAAACUAGGCCUAAACUUAUCAAUGAAUUUGUCAUAAAAUGUUUUUAAAAAACUGCAUUAUAAAUAAGAGAAAUAACAUUUCAGCUCUCAGUGUCAGGAACAAGUCGCUACAUAUACACGAUUGUACCAUGUGUAUCAGGAGUCUUAAACUGUAUAGCCUUGGGCUUGUUAUAUAGCCGUAAGAAGGCAUUGAAAAGUCACAAAACUUGGCGUCAAGAGAUCAAUCUUACUGUUUCUUCUUUUCUCAUGUUUUUGGUUCAUAUUGGCUAUGGAAUUAUGAAUGUAAGUAUACUAAAGCUAUGUUUAAUGUUACCUAGCUUUGCAACGCCAUACCCUAACCUCAACUGACCAUACCGUUUGUUAUCAUACUCUAUUCUUACACUGCAUGUUUUAGAUGAUAAUGAUAACUAUUCUUACACUACAUGUUUUAGAUGAUAAUGCUAAACUACUAUAUAAACGGAGACCUAGUUAUACCAGUUGCCUUUUGUGGCAUUGGGGUACCUCUUGUGUUCGACUUUGCCAUGGCAGUUACAAUAACUUCAUUACUGGUCGCUUCUAAACCACUUCGACGUAAAGUGUUUAUUCUACUAUUAUUACCAUGGAAUCAGAGAAGACAUACUAUAACAAAUUCUGUUCUUGCUUCGUCUUCCGUCAAACGAUGA